This is a messenger RNA of Lycium barbarum (goji berry), 3771 nucleotides long. RefSeq lists its product as uncharacterized. The coding region runs from base 1213 to 3771 and encodes 852 amino acids. The transcript is spliced from 2 exons. Lineage: Eukaryota; Viridiplantae; Streptophyta; Magnoliopsida; Solanales; Solanaceae. The record is from RefSeq and is a predicted model, not a curated record.
AGUUAAAUAAAUAAAUUAAAUUAAUUAAAAUAAAAAAUGGGGUGCUUUUGGAGAAUGCACCAAAGGUACAAAGACACAACACACAAUUCUAGGGCCAUCUGGUUCUUUUAUAUUUUACCACGUGGUAUUACUAUACAAUUAUCUUUCGCCUUCAUUUUUACACUCCUUUUGGACUGUUCUUUUCCGGAAAAGUACUCCUUCUCUGACAUAAGAAAAAGGUGACCUUCUUCUUUCAUAAUCUUUUCUUCCUUUUGUUUGCUUAGAUUCUUAUUCUUCUUUCUUUGUUUAUCUCUCCUGUGUUUUAUUUCUUUUUCCUCUUUCCUUUUUGCUACGUUUUUGGUGGUUUUCACAGUUGAUUUUUGGUUUCCUAGCUGCAAAAAGGGAGGGGGAAUGGAUAUUUCUUUGCGUCUUUUUAAUUUUUUUUUAAUCAUAUAUGUGUUUCAGAGCAAAACAUACGGGUUUGAUCUACUUUGAUUUUCAUAAAGUUGUUUUUAUUGUUGCUGCUCUGUUUGGUUGUGGAUUUUAAGCAUUUGACGUUUUUUUCCUUUUACUGCACUUCUAUUUUCCGGUGGUAGUGACAAUUAUCGGAGUUUCUAAUGGUUUGGUUUCAGUAGAAUGUUUGUUCUAGAAAAUUAAUUAUCGACCACUUUGGCUUUCACACGAUUUUCAAAGUCAAAUUUCCUUAAGCGAAGAAAGCAAGAAAAUACUCUGACUAAUAGGGAUAUCCGACAAAAAUAGUGAAAGAAACCUUAGACGCCGUAUCGCUUAUCGAGCAAUGCCAGCUGAACAAAAGGAAGCUCUGCUGGAACGCCGUCGUGUAGCCUAUUCUACAAGAAGGCGUCGUCUUUCUGAAAUUCUUCUACUAGCCCCUCCAUGCAGAUUGAUUCUUCCCCUGAACCUCCAAACUUGAUUCCAUUGCCGACUACUACCUUCAUUAGAGACAGACUUUCUACUCCUCCUGCCAAGGAACAACCAAUUCAAUGUGCCAGUGUGUAUGAAAUAGGUUAGCGUAAAUUAACUUUAAGAAUUUAAAGCUGUAGCUAGAUAGUUAUUCACUAUAGUUGAUAUGUUAAUCCUUGCAGGAUCGACAUCCGGAACAUGUUAGAGGUCUUUUUUUAAUCAUAAUCAUAUUGUUACAUUACUUAUCCCAUUUUCCUAGGUUUGGCUCUUACUAAACUACACUAGAAUUCUACAGGACAUAGGUCAACACUGAUGGGUUGUUGGAAUAUCAAAGAACUACCUUGUAGUCCUUCCAUUUUAAAGAAAGUUCCAAACUGCAAAUUUUGUAAAGCCAGGAGAUUUCAAUAUGAACCUCCUAACUUCUGUUGCAGUAAAGGUUCAGUGAAAUUAGUUUCUCACCAGUUGCCUUCCAAGUUAAAAAGCCUUUACUUAGGUGUCACUGAUGAAUCCAAUCAUUUCCGUACUUAUGUAAGAACAUAUAAUAACAUGUUUGCAUUUACUUCACUAGGAGUAAAGUACAAUAAGGAGUUAGCAACCAUAACUCAAGGUGUCUAUACCUUUAAAGUUCAAGGACAAAUGUACCAUUUUAUAAACAACCUCAUUCUCUCCAAUAAUGAAGCAAGAAACCUACAACUUUAUUUUUAUGAUAAUGAGGACGAUAUAGUUAAUAAAAUGGCCUUUUCAGAAAAUCUGAACAGAUCAGUUAUUGCAAAGUUGAUAGACAUUCUAAAAGUUAAUCCAUACUCUAUGUUUCUGAAAUCUUUAAGGGGCAUUCCAAACCUGUCCAAUUUCUAUAUUGCACUUAAAUGUGAUUCUGCCUUGGACCAACGAACAUACAAUUUACCCAGUGUCUCAGAAGUUGCAGCUAUAUGGGUUGACGAUGACUCUAACAAUGCUAUCUCAUCACCGCAUAUUCGAAUUUACACCCAUUGUGAUAGUAGCCAGUUGGUACGCUAUCAUUAUGGUUGUUAUGACCCAUUACAAUACCCUUUAUUGUUUCCCUACGGAGAAAAUGGGUGGCACUGCGGCAUCCAAAAAAUUGUAGAAAAACGUAGCUCUUCCAGGAAUCAUUCUUCCCACAAUCAAGAGCAACUUCCUUCUGUCUCUAACUGGUGCCCAAUUGAUGGACUUCUUAACAUCGAAGAAGAAAUCUUACAGAAAGGGAUACGUAAGAAAAACAAUGUGUCAUGUCGUGAAUAUUACUGCUAUAAACUUCAGAUUAGAGACAAUGAAGAUAAUGAAACUUUACAUUCUGGAAGGUUAUUCCAACAAUAUUCUGUAGAUGAAUUUAUAAAAGUGGAAACACAAAGAUUGGACUUUUUGUUAUUCAAUCAAGAUUUGUUUAGGCUUGAAGUAUUGGCAGGUCUUAGGGAUCUUCUAAGGCAAGGAGAAAGAGACACUUCAAAAAUUGGCAUAAAAACAUUCCUUCCUGCUAGCUUUACUGGAGGUCCAAGAGACAUGCGGCGUCGAUAUAUGGAUGCUAUUGCAUUAGUGCAACACUUUGGUAAACCUGAUAUCUUCCUAACAAUGACAUGCAAUCCUUCAUGGCCAGAAAUAGAAGAUCUCUUACUACCUACUGAUGAAGUCCAAAACAGACCAGAUUUAAUAAGCCGUACAUUUAAAGCAAAGGUAGAAGAACUAAAGUCAGACAUCGUUAAAAAAGGUAUAUUUGGAAAAGUGGUAGCUUUUAUGUACACUAUAGAAUUCCAAAAACGAGGUCUCCCACAUGCUCAUUUCCUUAUCAUACUUGCUGAUGAAUACAAAUUAUUAACACCUGAAGCUUAUGAUAAAGUGAUUUGUGCUGAAAUACCAAACCUUGACACAAAUCAUUAUUUACAUUCAUUGGUUAUUAAGCAUAUGAUGCAUGGACCUUGCAGAAGUUUAAAUCCUAAAAGCCCAUGCAUGAUAAAGACGGGACACUGUGAAUUUAAAUAUCCCACAAGUUAUGCCCCUGAAACAUGUAAAGGUAAGAAUUCUUACCCAAUUUACAGAAGGCAAGAUACCGGAAAUUUUUUCAAGGUUAGAACUCAAUAUCUCGACAAUUCAUGGGUUGUUCCUUACAAUCCAUAUCUAUUAAGCAAGUUCAAUUGUCACAUAAAUGUUGAAAUUUGCUCGGAUGUUAAAGUUGUCAAAUAUAUCUAUAAAUACAUUUGUAAGGGGCAUGAUAAAAUUGCUUUCCAUGUACAUAGUAAUGAUUCUGAUAUAGAAAUAGACGAAAUAAGAGACUAUCGAUCAGCUAGAUGGGUUUCACCGCCAGAAGCUAUGUGGCGUUUGUUCGCCUUUCCUAUUAGUGAAAUGAAUCCAUCAGUCUACCAUCUUCAGCUUCAUCUUAAGGAACAACAAUAUGUUUCCUUUAAGACAACUGCAAGUCUAAACUCAGUCUUAAAUAAUCCUACAACUGCAAAAACAAUGUUAACAGAAUUCUUUUCAAUGAAUGCAACAAGUGCGGUUACAAAUGAACUUAGCUUACUAUACAAAGAAUUUCCCCAAUACGUUGUCUGGUCAACAAGCGAUAGAAUGUGGACACGAAGAAUACAAGGCAAUGUUAUUGGUCGUAUUGUCACUUGUCAUCCAACAGAAGGAGAAAGAUACUAUCUUCGACUAUUGUUGAUGAACAUAAGAGGACCAAAAUCCUACGAAGAUCUUAGAACUGUUGAUGGAAGAUGUUGUAGCACAUUCCGAGAAGCUGCUGGAAAAAGAGGCUUGCUAACUUGUGACAACAACUUAAUUGAAUGUAUGUCAGAAGCUACUAAUUACCAAAUGCCAUACAGUUUGAGACGUUUAUUUACAACAUUAUUAGUUUUAUUUUAA